AUCAGUACGUUGCGGGCCUUCCUUUAGCACGGAUCGUCUUCGCCAGUGAACUCGCAGUUGGAUUUUGAGUUUUCUAGGUUUUUUUUUGUACGUUUGGGAGUGUGCGGACCGGCUGCCACAAUGGACAGCUUCAAGAACAAGGACUACGGAACGAAAAUCGAGUACGAUCCACUAUGGGAAGGCCCGAUGAAAACAAACAGAACCAAAACCGACCAGGGUUUCUUGAUCGGCUUCGUGGUAUUCCUAUUUUCGUGGCUCAUCAUUGGAGGAAUCAUGAUCACUCAAGGAUACGGGAUAAGAUCAAUGUCGGAUGACAACUCAAUGGUUGACUUCCGUGCGCUUUCAAAACAUCAAGGAGUCAUAAUCAGCAUGAUAUUCAUGGGAAUUGCCUUGGCUGUCUGCUACAUCGUCGCUCUCAGAUGGUUCGCCAAAUUCAUCGUCUGGUCAGCCAUCGUGUUCACGAUCGUCAUUCUUACGGCUGGAGUCAUCUUUAGUAUCGCAGGACUCUCGCAGAACAAUACGCCAGUUGGUGGCGAAAUAUACGUAAAGACCGGCCUUAUGGUGAUAUUUUUGAUCGUUUUCGUCGUCUGCGUCAUCUACUUCCGUAAAAAGAUCAAGGUCGCUUGCGAAGUUAUUCGCGAAGCCAGCAAGGCUCACUUGAGUUUCGCAUCGUCCUUCUUCAUUUUACUCAUUCCAGCUGUAUUUUACCUUGCAUCUUUGGUAUUCUUCCUCGUGGUUCUCUUGAACGCGCAGAGCAUUGCUACCGCCAAAUAUGAAGAUGGCACACCGUUUUGGAUCUAUGCUGUUCACUUAUUUAAUUUCUUCGGUCUUUUGUGGAGCUGCAGCUUCACCAAUGGUCUCACUCAAAUGGCUUUGGCUGGCGCUUUCGGUACCUGGUACUGGACUCAUCGCAAGGAGAACGUUCCCCGUUUUACCCUCUUGAAAUCCUGCAAAACUGUUGUUGUCUUCCACAUGGGCACCGUCGCGUUCGGCUCUUUGGUCAUUGCCAUUUGCCAGCUGAUCAAGAGCUUGUUCCAGGCAGCGAGAUCGGAUUCGGGCAACAGUGGCAAUGGUUUUGGCCGUCUCAUGUCUUGCUGGUGCGGCUUUCUCUGGGAAAACAUCGAGCAGUUUGUCAAAUUUAUGGGCCGCAAUGCCUACGUGAUGAGUGCCAUCCAUGGUACCAACUUCUUCACCUCGGCCAAGAACGCCUUCAACCUCAUCAUGCGCAACCUCGUCAGCACUCUGGUUCUCAACAAUGUCAUCGAUGCCGUCUUGGCGCUCGGUGUCUUGCUCGUUUUCGCUAUCACUUCAGGAGUCACUUACGCUCUCGUACAUAAAGAUAAUGAAGAAGGUUCCAUAAUAGCAAUUGCCAUUCUCUUGGUCCUCGUAGUAACCCUGUUCUUCGUCAUUCCUAUUUUCAUGGUGCUCCAAGUCGCUUGUGACACCAUCUUCCUGUGCGUGCUCGAGGAUUACGAGAGACACGACGACUCCGAGACCAAACCCUACUAUAUGAGCAAGAAGCUGAAGAAAUUGCUCCUCGCCAACGAGGAGGAAAUUAGACUUUAAAUUACAAGGACAGUACUUGACCAUCGCAUAGAUUUAACUUAUGACGUCAAUUUAAUUACAUAUUCAAUUGUUUAUAUUGUUUAUUGUAUAAAUUAUGAAUGUAAUAGUAUUGAAGAAUUAUCGAUUACAAUUAUAGUUAAAUAAUGAAUUUUAUGAUACAAUAUUUAUAUUUAUUUUUGACAUGACGCUUAGUUGAACUAGCUACUGAUAAUUGUAAAAUAGAUUUAUAACAUCAUAAUGACGAUAUUUUUGUAAUACUCCAUUAAUUUAUCUCAAACAAUUUUGAUUUUCUUUUUUUAUUAAUUAUUAUAGUUUAGUCUUUGUACCUGUAAACAUUAAAAGUAUAUACAAUUAAAUGUUCAUAUUUUUUAUAUUUAAUAAAACAUAAAAACAAACACA
This is a messenger RNA of Trichogramma pretiosum, 1965 nucleotides long. Its product is annotated as CTL-like protein 2. Gene Ontology annotation, biological process: transmembrane transport. The coding region runs from base 121 to 1566 and encodes 481 amino acids. Lineage: Eukaryota; Metazoa; Arthropoda; Insecta; Hymenoptera; Trichogrammatidae. Gene Ontology annotation, molecular function: transmembrane transporter activity. Gene Ontology annotation, cellular component: membrane. The record is from RefSeq and is a predicted model, not a curated record. The transcript has 7 exons.